This is a messenger RNA of Mus pahari (shrew mouse), 1425 nucleotides long. It is a transcript of the gene Sdsl, whose product is annotated as serine dehydratase like. Gene Ontology annotation, molecular function: L-serine ammonia-lyase activity; threonine deaminase activity. NCBI's taxonomy places the organism in Eukaryota, Metazoa, Chordata, Mammalia, Rodentia, Muridae. Bases 282 to 1271 code for a protein of 329 amino acids. The transcript is spliced from 8 exons. The record is from RefSeq and is a predicted model, not a curated record. Gene Ontology annotation, biological process: L-serine catabolic process; L-threonine catabolic process.
GCUGUGCUGGCUGGAGGGGCAGCCAGUUAGCUUGGCUUUCUAGUCUUUUUCCCGACUUAGCUGCUGUGUGCCACUAAAUGGCCCACGGGGAAAGGACCCCAGGACAGUCGGGGUUGGAGUGAGGACGGGACCGAUGAGCAGUCCUUACAAGUGGGUUCCAGUAAGAAAGUCGCAGGGCCCCAGCUGUUCAAGCCCUUUUACGUGAGUGCUGGAGUGCUCAACUUGGGUCCUCACUGCCCAGCUCCAGCACCUGCCUCAGCGGUGGUCAGCGCGCUGCUGGAAUGGAAGGGACCUUGGCAGAGCGCGUCGGGGCGGAGCCUUUCCACAGGGUCACGCCCCUGCUGGAGAGCUGGGCGCUGUCUCAGGUGGCAGGCAUGCGGGUCUUCCUCAAGUACGAGAAUGUGCAGAUAGCUGGCUCCUUUAAGAUCCGGGGCAUCGGAUAUUUCUGUCAGCAGAUGGCCAAGAAGGGAUGCAGACAUCUGGUGUGCUCCUCAGGGGGCAAUGCGGGCAUUGCGGCUGCAUACUCGGCUCGUAAGCUGGGCAUCCCCGUCACCAUCGUGCUCCCAGAGGGCACCUCCGUGCAGGUGGUGAGGCGGCUGGAGGGGGAAGGGGCCGAGGUCCAGCUGACUGGGAAGGUCUGGGAUGAAGCCAACGUAAAAGCCCAAGAACUGGCCACCAGGGAUGGCUGGGUGAAUGUCUCUCCGUUUGACCAUCCCCUGAUAUGGGAAGGCCAUGGCAGCAUAGUGCGGGAGCUAAAGGACUCACUAGGGACCCCUCCAGGUGCCGUGGUGCUGGCCGUGGGGGGCGGAGGGCUCCUGGCGGGCGUGACUGCUGGCCUGCUAGAGGUGGGCUGGCAGCAUGUGCCCAUCGUUGCCAUGGAGACCCACGGGGCGCACAGUUUCAACGCAGCCUUGCAGGCAGGCCAGCCGGUCACCCUGCCAGACAUCACCAGUGUAGCCAGGAGCCUCGGAGCCAAGACGGUGGCUGCACGGACCUUGGAGUGUGCAAAGGAGUGUGAGGUCCUCUCUGAGGUGGUAGAAGACUGGGAGGCUGUCAGUGCUGUGCAGAGGUUCCUGGAUGAUGAGCGCAUGCUGGUGGAACCUGCCUGUGGGGCCGCCCUGGCUGCCGUCUACUCCGGCAUCCUGCAAAGGCUCCAGGCUGAGGGCCGCCUGAGCCCCACCCUGGCUUCCGUUGUGGUCAUCGUGUGCGGUGGCAACAACAUCAGUAGCCAACAGCUUCAGGAGCUGAAAACCCAGCUGGGCUGCAGCUGAAGACUCCCAGGAACUCCCACAGAGGUUCCUGGACACCUUGGUGGUCACCCAAGGGACCUUGGUUCCAGAGGUUCUGCCCUCUUCCUCCAGGUAGCCCUCCUGGGUUGCUCUCAGUGGCUCCCUGCCAUCCAAUGAAUAAACCUGACUGAGCUGA